Molecule: messenger RNA, 1686 nt
Organism: Eurytemora carolleeae
Lineage: Eukaryota; Metazoa; Arthropoda; Copepoda; Calanoida; Temoridae
Product: elongation factor 1-alpha
Exons: 7
Coding region: 25-1410 (461 amino acids)
Biological process (GO): translational elongation; translation
Molecular function (GO): GTPase activity; translation elongation factor activity; GTP binding
Source: RefSeq, a predicted model, not a curated record
UUUCAGAAGAACUAACCAGCCAAUAUGGGAAAGGAAAAGACUCAUAUCAACAUUGUCGUCAUUGGUCACGUCGACUCAGGCAAGUCUACCACCACUGGUCACAUGAUCUACCAGUGCGGAGGUAUUGACAAGAGAACCAUCGAGAAGUUCGAGAAGGAAGCCCAGGAGAUGGGUAAGGGAUCCUUCAAGUACGCAUGGGUUCUUGACAAACUGAAGGCCGAACGUGAGCGUGGAAUUACCAUUGAUAUCGCUCUCUGGAAGUUCGAGACCCCUAAGUACUACGUCACCAUCAUUGAUGCUCCAGGACACAGGGAUUUCAUCAAGAACAUGAUCACUGGAACUUCUCAGGCCGAUUGCGGUGUCCUUAUCAUCGCUUCCGGAACUGGAGAGUUUGAGGCUGGUAUUUCUAAGAACGGACAGACUAGAGAGCAUGCUCUUCUGGCCUACACUCUUGGAGUAAAGCAGCUGAUCGUUGGAGUAAACAAGAUGGACUCCACCGAGCCCCCAUACAGUCAGGCCAGGUUUGAGGAGAUUCAGAAGGAGGUGUCUGGAUUUAUCAAGAAGGUUGGAUAUAACCCAGCUGCCGUUCCCUUCGUUCCCAUCUCUGGAUGGCACGGAGACAACAUGUUGGCAACCAGCCCCAACAUGUCCUGGUACAAGGGAUGGAAUAUUGAGAGGAAGGAGGGUAAGGCCAGCGGAACCACUCUUCUGGAGGCCUUCGAUGCCAUCAUUCCCCCCACCAGACCCACUGACAAGCCCCUCAGACUUCCCCUCCAGGAUGUGUACAAAAUUGGAGGUAUUGGAACAGUCCCAGUCGGCAGAGUCGAGACUGGAAUCAUCAAGCCCGGCAUGGUCGUCACCUUUGCUCCCGGACAGCUCUCCACUGAGGUCAAGUCCGUUGAGAUGCACCACGAGUCUCUCCCUGAGGCCACCCCCGGAGACAAUGUUGGAUUCAAUGUCAAGAACGUCUCUGUCAAGGAUAUUAAGAGAGGAAACGUUGCAUCUGACUCCAAGAACCGCCCAGCUACUGGAGUCCAGGACUUUACUGCUCAGGUUAUUGUUCUGAACCACCCUGGACAGAUCUCGAACGGAUAUUCUCCAGUCUUGGAUUGUCAUACCGCUCACAUUGCUUGCAAGUUCGCCGAGAUCAAGGAGAAGGUUGACAGGCGUACUGGUAAGUCCACUGAGGACAACCCUAAGUUCAUCAAGUCCGGAGAUGCCGCGAUCGUCAGGCUCGUUCCCAGCAAACCCAUGUGCGUCGAAGCCUUCUCUGACUUCCCUCCUCUUGGACGUUUUGCUGUCAGAGACAUGAGACAGACCGUCGCUGUCGGUGUCAUCAAGGCUACUACCCCUAAGGAUGUAGCUGGUUCGGCCACCAAGUCUGCUGCCAAGGCUCAGAAGAAGAAGUGAGAUGAAGUGUUGGGGCAACAAGUACUGUGCGAUGUUGGAACGACCGACCAACUCCACAUCAAACCCUGUGGCGAUUAUUUCGUUUACAUAAUUUUUUCACACUUUAAAAAAUAUGUUUAUUUCCAUCGGAAAGAAUUUCGUCGGAUAGCCCUAUUCUGUUGCCCAAAUCUGAAUUAAUGCUGGUGCAAAUCGAGCAAUUUAAUUGGUUAUUCCCAUGUUUAAGUAACUAUUAUAUUUUGUUACCGACAGGGUUAAUAAAUAAGUGAUAACAACUAA